Penicillium malachiteum is the source of this 1020-nucleotide messenger RNA. RefSeq lists its product as uncharacterized. Bases 1 to 1020 code for a protein of 339 amino acids. The transcript has 3 exons. The record is from RefSeq and is a predicted model, not a curated record. Lineage: Eukaryota; Fungi; Ascomycota; Eurotiomycetes; Eurotiales; Aspergillaceae.
AUGUCUCUUCUAUCACCAUUGACUCGGUUCUCGACUGUGGCACUUGCGCUUGCGACAGCGCUGUGGCAUGCAGGGACCGUCGCGGGGAGUACCAUCAUCAGUGGCCGGGAAGGCUACAGACUUGGAGAGGAGGUACCAGUAUCAUGCCUCAACCGGACUACAGAAGGAGAACAUAUUACAGACAGUCUAGGAAAACUCCAAUAUAUCCCAUUCGUAACAUGCAACGAAACCUCUCGUCCUCUAUCCUUGCACUAUGGCGUCUCCGAAACAAUCACCUGCACUAUUCCCGCCCUCUCAGAUGAAAUGUACCACCUAUUUGAAUACUACGUCCACUCCGACGUCCCAAUGACAUGCCGCGUGCCCACAUCUCCCCUCUCCCCGUCUCCAGGCUCCUCAGAGAAAAGCGACUCGGACGACGAGUCCAGCGAAACAGGUUCCCUCGCCGCGUUGAGUGAGAACGGACCCCCAUUCACUCCUCUCACCAUCGCCAUCCAGGGAACCUUGCAACUUAGCCACCUGCACAUCUGGUCCGAUAUGAACAUGCUCAUGCAUGACAUCGCCUCAGACGCAGCAGUGCAACAGCAAAGCUCCACGAAACAAGGUCUCCAAAGCGGACAACCCGGCUACGUCGUUGCGGGAACUGCAUACUCGACGCCGGAGUUUGAAACUGCGGUUAAGAACAUCGAGGAGGACCCAGACGAGAACGCCGUUGUUGUUUCACUGGCUGCGCGUGAACCAUGGACACUUGGCCACGGGACGAAGGUUGUGCGCGGUGAACCGCUAACAUUCUCGUUCCAUGUUGCGUGGUUAGAAGGUGGUGCUGGUAUCGGCUGGCCGGAGCGUUCUGAGACGGAUUCCUUCUUAGGACUUGGUGCUGUCGCUUCCAGUGGAUCUGGAGCUGGGUCUUUCUUCUCGCGCCUGUUCUUCUUUGUUAUGGCUGCUGCUGUUGGUAGCGUGCUUGCUCUUUACUGGGAGCGGAAUGGACAGGGCUUCAGGGGGGAAGGCUGGAUGGAGAGGUGA